This is a messenger RNA of Tetranychus urticae (two-spotted spider mite), 385 nucleotides long. NCBI's taxonomy places the organism in Eukaryota, Metazoa, Arthropoda, Arachnida, Trombidiformes, Tetranychidae. The record is from RefSeq and is a predicted model, not a curated record.
ACAUUGAAACUCAAAUGUUUGCAAGAUUUAGUUAUACAAUUGAUGGACUGGAUAUCAAAAAUGAUAAGUGGAAUAAAUAUAAAAGAUUACUUAUGAAGUAUCCGAAUCUCAAACAUCUUUCGUUGAGGGGCUUUUGGAAAUUAAUAGAUGAAUAUAUCGAGCAAUUGGUUCACAUUUUACCCAAUUUAGUGCUAUUGGAUGUUAGGGAGUGUGACGGAGUCACUCAAGAAGCUGCCGAUUAUGUUAAAGACUAUUGUAAAAGAUAUGGACGAUCAAUCAAAUUUUACUUCGAUGGGAAUGAACAUGAAAUCGAAUCAGAUUUGCCUCAAUUGUCCAUUAAACACGAAACAAUGAGUCGAGGCUUUGAUUUCAUGAAAAAUUGCUU